Strigops habroptila (Kakapo) is the source of this 1267-nucleotide messenger RNA. It is a transcript of the gene CTRL, whose product is annotated as chymotrypsin like. Gene Ontology annotation, biological process: proteolysis. Lineage: Eukaryota; Metazoa; Chordata; Aves; Psittaciformes; Psittacidae. The record is from RefSeq and is a predicted model, not a curated record. The transcript has 6 exons. Gene Ontology annotation, molecular function: serine-type endopeptidase activity.
GCGAUAGCAUGAGCACCCCAGAGUGCUUUUGACAGCUCAUUCCCAUGUCCCCACUUGCACGGGACAGGAUAGGUGCCAGCUUUGGCCAAGUCUUCACAGCGGGGUCUUUACCCUCCCCAGGUACGAGCAGUGGCUCCUGGCUGCUAUAAAGCUGGUGGCCUCGAUAGCACAGCCGAGUCUCCCCAGGAUGAUGUUUCUGUGGGCAGUUGCCUGCCUGGCCCUUGCCAGCACAGUCUCAGGCUGUGGGGAGCCCAGCAUCAGCCCCUCGCUCUCCCACACUGAGAGGAUCAUCAACGGGCAGGACACAGUGCCCGGCUUGUGGCCCUGGCAGGUCUCCCUGCAGAACCGCUACGGAUCCCACUUCUGUGGUGGCUCCUUGAUCAAUGAGAACUGGGUCGUCACCGCUGCCCACUGCGAAUUCAAGCCACUCUUGCACGUCGUCAUCCUUGGGGGAUAUGACCGCACCUCUAGAGCUGACCCCGUUCAAGUGAAGAAUGUGGUCAGGGUCAUUACGAACCCCGACUGGAACUCCUACACCCUGAACAAUGACAUUGCCCUGCUGAAGCUUGCCUCGCCUGCCAAGCUGGGACCCCAUGUGUCCCCCGUCUGCCUGCCCCCCACUGACCUGCAUCUGCCUGACAACCUCCAGUGUGUCACCACCGGCUGGGGACGCAUCAGCGUCAACUCCUACAUACUGGCAGACAGCCUGUAGCAGGUAUCCCUGCCCUUGGUCUUCUCCAGUGAGUGCGCCAAAUACUGGGGAAGCCAGAUCACCAGCUCCAUGGUCUGUGCCGGCGGUGCCGGCGCCUCCUCCUGCCAGGUAAGGAGCCAAAUUCCUGCUGCAGCACAGGGAGGCCAGAGGAAGAGGAGAACACAUGGGGUCCUCCUCUCCUCAACCUUGCAUGGACAGAGUGAGAGAUUUAAGCUCCAUGUCCCCGCGACCAGGUGCCUGGGGUGUCAAGGACCAGUUCAGAGCAUGUGGUGGGACCACUAAGCAUGGGGUGUCUUUUCCACAGACUGACUCUGGUAUACCAGGAUGAGGGCGUCUGGACCUUGACUGGCAUUGUCUCCUGGGGAAGCGGCAACUGCAAUGUCAACACACCAACUGCCUACACCCGUGUAAGCCACUUCCGAAACUGGAUCGACAGCGUUGUUCAGGCUUAGAGACAGAGCUGGUGCGGGAGGGAUCUUGUUGCUGGUGGCUGCUCCCAGCACGGAGAGCUCAGCAGAGCUGGGAGCAAGGCUUUGGAAUAAAGUGUCAACAUUU